AUGUUAAGCAAUGCCGAUAAGUUAUUUAGUGUCCUUCGGGAUUGCCCAAUCAAUUUUCUUUCUCUUUCUUUCUUUCUUUCUUUCUUUCUUUCUUUCUUUCUCAUACCUAUUUCCUUGUCUUUCAUUGUUUUUACUCAUCCUUUUUUUUCUAUAUGUCGAUGGCUCUUUAUCCUCUGCUCAUUUUUCUCUCUUUAUUUCUGUCAUCAUUUCUUUCUUUCUCCCCCCCCAUACCUAUUUGCUCGUCUUUCAAUUUAUUCACUUUCUUCAUUAUCUAUCUAUCUAUCUAUCUAUCUAUCUUAUUCUGUUCAUAUCUAUCUAUCUAUCUAUCUAUCUAUCUAUCUAUCUAUCUAUCUAUCUAUCUAUUCCCCACAUAUUUCUUUCUUUCUUUUUAUAUAUUGCCUAGAGUUUCAUUAUUUUUACUUAUUCUCUUUUUCCCUUAUAUAUCCCUCUCUUAAUAUUCACAAUACAUUUCUUUCUAUUCCUUCCUUCCUUUUACAUAUUCCAUUUCAUUGUUUUACUUAUUUUUUUUUUCUUAUUUUUUUUACUUAUUAUAUUUCCUCCUUAUAUAUAGCUUUCUUAUUAUUCCCUGUAAAUUUCUUGCUCUUUUUUCCUUCCUUUCCUUCUCUCUUUCUUUAUUUAUUUCUUUCUUUUAAAUAUUCACUUUCAUUGCUUUUUUCCUUCUUCAAUCUUUCAUUAAUCGUUUUCCUCAUUCUCUUUUUCAUUUUACUUAUUAAUUUCUGUUUUUCGAUCGUUCGUUUUUUCUUCUUCUUUUUCUUCGUUUUACAUAUUUUUAUUCCUCUUUUUUUUUCAAUUGUGCUUCCUCUUUUUUCAAUUGUGACUUCUGCUUGGCAUUUCAUCGCUCUUCUCAAUCUUUUCUAUCCCGCACUUCUUUUUAUCUUCUUUUCCCUCUCUCUUUUUUUCAAGCUUUCCCCACUUUUCUUCCCACUUAUCCAUCUAACCACUCACUUUCCCCGAUACCAGCUUUAUUCCCUUCUCCAUUUUUUUUCUCUCUACAGCCUACACCGCUGA
Messenger RNA from Acanthosepion pharaonis, 1029 nucleotides. NCBI's taxonomy places the organism in Eukaryota, Metazoa, Mollusca, Cephalopoda, Sepiida, Sepiidae. The record is from the annotation of a GenBank genome assembly.